Messenger RNA from Suncus etruscus (white-toothed pygmy shrew), 1084 nucleotides. RefSeq names its product SRY-box transcription factor 18 (gene SOX18). Gene Ontology annotation, molecular function: DNA-binding transcription factor activity, RNA polymerase II-specific; RNA polymerase II cis-regulatory region sequence-specific DNA binding. The transcript has 2 exons. The record is from RefSeq and is a predicted model, not a curated record. Gene Ontology annotation, biological process: lymphangiogenesis; angiogenesis; vasculogenesis. NCBI's taxonomy places the organism in Eukaryota, Metazoa, Chordata, Mammalia, Eulipotyphla, Soricidae. Bases 11 to 1084 code for a protein of 357 amino acids.
CCCAGCUGGAAUGCAGAGGUCGCCGCCCGGCUACGGCGCACAGGACGAGCUGCCCGGCCGCCGCGACUGUGCAUGGGCCCCGGGCCUCGGGGCUGCCGCGCCCGCCGCGCCGCCCAGUCCGCCGCGCAGCCCUGAGCCGGGGCGCUAUGGUGUGAGCCCGGCCGGCCGCGGGGACCGGCCGGCGGCCGACGAGUCGCGCAUCCGGAGGCCCAUGAACGCCUUCAUGGUCUGGGCCAAGGACGAGCGCAAGCGGCUCGCGCAGCAGAACCCCGAUCUGCACAACGCGGUGCUCAGCAAGAUGCUUGGCAAAGCCUGGAAGGAGUUAAGCACUUCGGAGAAGCGGCCCUUCGUGGAGGAGGCGGAACGGCUGCGCGUGCAGCACCUGCGCGAUCACCCCAACUACAAGUACCGGCCGCGCCGCAAGAAGCAGGCGCGCAAGGCCCGGCGGCUGGAGCCGGGCCUCUUGCUCCCGGGCCUGGCCCCGCCGCCUCCGCCGCCGCCCCCGGAGCCCUUCCCCGCCGUGCCCGGCCCGGCCCGGCCCUUCCGCGAGCUGCCUCCGCUGCUGGGAUCCGAGUUCGACGGGCUGGGGCUGCCCACGCCCGAGCGCUCGCCCCUGGACGGCCUGGAGCCCGGCGAGGCCGCCUUCUUCCCGCCGCCCACGGUGCCCGAGGACUGCGCGCUGCGGACCCUCCGUGCGCCCUUCGCCGCCGCAGCCGGGGAGCCCAGUGGCGGCUACGGGGCGCCCCUGGCCGACGCGCUGCGGACCGGGCCCGUCCCGGGCCUCAACUACGGUGCCCCGGGGCCCUACGCCGGGCCGCUGUCGCCGCCCCCCGAGGCCCCGCCGCUGGAGGCCGCCGAGCCGCUGGCCCCGGGCGCCGAGCUCUGGGCCGACGUGGACCUCACCGAGUUCGACCAGUACCUCAACUGCAGCCGGACUUGGCCCGACGCCGCCGCGCUCCCCUACCAUGUGGCGCUGGCCAAGCUGGGCCCGCGGGCCAUGUCCUGCCCCGAGGAGAGCAGCCUGAUCGCCGCCCUGUCCGACGCCAGCAGCGCCGUCUACUACAGCGCCUGCAUCUCGGGGUAG